This is a messenger RNA of Gossypium arboreum, 2158 nucleotides long. RefSeq lists its product as uncharacterized. The record is from RefSeq and is a predicted model, not a curated record. The transcript has 8 exons. Lineage: Eukaryota; Viridiplantae; Streptophyta; Magnoliopsida; Malvales; Malvaceae. The coding region runs from base 295 to 1788 and encodes 497 amino acids. Gene Ontology annotation, molecular function: zinc ion binding.
GGCAAGAAGAGUGUCAAUAAGUAUGCCAUAUUUUAUUCUUCACUUUCACAUGCAUAUUUGUGAACGAAGUUUUUUAGGGAAGAUUAAUUAUGGAUAAGUAUUCUAUAAAAAUGUAAUAUUAAAAUAAUUCAAAAAUUUAUGAAACUGGUAAAUAUAAUUAUUUUUAUAAAUUUAAUAAAAUUAUUAAAAUAUUAAUGGCAGAAAAAUUAUGAUACAGUGUAUAACUAUUCAAGUGGAUCCCUCACCUCUCUAUAUAUCUUUUGAGCUCUCUGGGAUAUUUCUUUGAUUUUGUUGAUGAAAAAAAUGGGGUCAGAAGAGAAAGCUAUGGAGGAGGAACAUAGCCUUCAACAGGUUGAAGAUUCAUUAGAAAUAACCGAGGAAACAGCUUGUGUUCAUAAUAGACGGAGAAGUGGUCUCGUUCUAGAGAUACCCUCAAGACCUUUGGAAGAACCCUGUCAAGAAUCCGUGGCAAUAAAGAUUCCCCCAACACCUAGUUUGACUCCCAGGAGAGUGAAUUUUUUCUUGACACCUAGUCCCUCCGAUGCGAGAAUUACGGGGUCCUCGGGUCCUUCCUCGUCGAGAGGCAAGUCGUCCUUGAAGAGUCUUUUACCAAAAGUAAGCUUUAAGCAUAGAAAUCCUAAUUCAGACAUCGAAAAGGCCGCAAACUUUGACCCCGAAUCUUCUUCUAGUUCACAAGGGGAGAAACCCGUCAUUGCAAGUACAUUGUCGCUUACAAAGAUAUUUACUCCUCAGAUGAAAAGGACAUCCUCGAUGCCUGUAACUCGUAUUGCACAUUUGAACUCGGAGUCUGCAAUCACUGGAAGCCUAAGUAUUUCUAAUAGAAAGGGAAGCAUGUGGCAGUUUUCUCGCUCACUUUCACUUCCUCUCAACCGCAAAGAAGGAAACUUAAGGAGAAUGGAUUCAUUUUUUCGUGUGGUUCCCUCAACUUCACGAGUAAAGGAUGGAGAAAUAAACUCGAAUGCUUCGGUGGGACCUGAUACUGAAAACAGUGAUCAUGAUGGUGAGGACAUACCCGAAGAAGAGGCUGUUUGCCGAAUUUGUCUGGUUGAACUAUGUGAAGGAGGUGAAACGCUUAAGAUGGAAUGCAGCUGCAGAGGCGAACUCGCUUUGGCCCACAAAGACUGUGCUGUGAAAUGGUUUACCAUCAAAGGGAACAAGAACUGUGAUGUGUGUAACCAAGAGGUCCAGAACCUACCCGUCACUCUUCUACGAAUCCAAAGUACUCGACCUCAAAAUGUUGGAGCUGGUGUUCCAGGAUACAGGGUUUGGCAUGAGGUCCCUAUUCUUGUUUUCCUCAGCAUGCUAUCAUAUUUUUGUUUCCUUGAGCAGCUUCUGAUUGUUAAAAUGGGCAUAGGUGCAAUUGCUAUAUCUCUUCCAUUCGCCUGUGUGAUAGGCCUCCUUUCAUCCAUGACUUCAUCAACAAUGGCUACACGAAGAUUUGUCUGGAUUUACGCAUCGAUUCAAUUUGUUUUGGUGGUCAUCUUUGCUCAUAUAUUUUAUUCGCAGGUGAAGGUACAAGCAAUACUAUCAAUUCUCCUCGCAACGUUUUCCGGGUUUGGUGUCACAAUGAGUGGGAGUUCCAUCAUCGUUGAGAUCCAACGAUGUAGCAGAAGAUGGCAGCGGGCUAGGUUAGAGCAGCAACAGCAUAGUUCACAAGUGAUAACUCGAGCUCCGGUCCAAUCCCCUAGAGCUGUUAAUUCGCCUCGGACGGAUCCUAAUAACGUAAACCAGCAAAAUACAGAAACUGUUCGGUGGGAGCUGAAUUAAUUGCAGGUUCUCCAACACUACAUUAUGAAAUUUAUCCAGAUUUCAUUUAGGCCAAAAUGGAAAGGGGUAUAUAAUGAAAUACAUGGUUGCAAUUUUGCAUUGUUUUACUGCGGUUUCUUGUUUCCCAAGGCUGUAAAAUGCUUUUUUUUUAGAGUUUAGGUAGUGAAGAAGCAAAGGAAAAAUUAGGGUUGAAGUAAACUUAGUUUAAUGGUCGAGAAAUUUGCUCGGCCUAGAAUGUCUAAUUUGGGUUUAGAUAAGUUUUUUUCCCUAAAUAUAUUGGGAGGUAAGAUAGGAUUUGUGUGAGAUAUUAUUUACUAAUUAAAAUUUAAUUUUUAAAAUAAAAAAUGAAAAUUGUAAUAUAAAAAUUAAA